AUGGUUACCGUUGAAGAAAGCGGUAUCGAUCUCGCAUCCAAUCAAAGUUGCGCUGGCAACACCCAUUCUAAAGACGACCCAGUCGGCCUCGUCGGUGUUGUGACGUCUGGUCUCCCAUCCGUCGUACCAGGCACCGGCGUAAGUGAACCGAGUAGCGUCUCUAAUUGGAGCCUUUGGCUUGAUGAGGUUCUCGGCAGCAGCAAACCAUUCGUCAGAAAAUGCCAGCACUUUCCCUCCAAGCUUUUCGCCAAUAACGUCUGUGUAUCUGUUGACCACUUCCUCUUGGAAUUCGGCCUCGCUUAA
Messenger RNA from Ogataea philodendri, 303 nucleotides. RefSeq lists its product as uncharacterized. The record is from RefSeq and is a predicted model, not a curated record. NCBI's taxonomy places the organism in Eukaryota, Fungi, Ascomycota, Pichiomycetes, Pichiales, Pichiaceae. Bases 1 to 303 code for a protein of 100 amino acids. The transcript has a single exon.